GGUUUUAAUACCCAAAUUCAGCCUCUGUUUAUCCUCCCACCUCAAAUGACAACACUUCUAGCUGGAGUUGCUGACCCAACAGCUAGACCAAAUGACAUUAGCAAUGUCUUUUCAUUAGAACCCUUGGGAUGUAAUAAUCCGAAUGAUAUUAACAAUGUAUUUUUUUCAAUUCAGCAACUCUAUAAGCUACAAAUAAAAGGAUAUUGGGAAGUCACCAGUCUACGCCAUUAUCUAGACCAGAAAUUGGUACCAAGAGGCUUAAGACCGGAGAUUUCCACACCCGAUAAAGUUAAUACUGAGGAUAAACUAAAAGAGUGGAAUGAUAUUCUUAUAAACUGCUCAUAUAAACUUAUGCAGUUUCUUGUUAAACUUGAGGAGGAGAAUUUUGAAAAAGUAAAUAAAGAUUUACAAAAUGAGGUUAUCAAAGUUAAAGAAUUCCAGUCUAAUUCAGAGUACACACUAAUGGAAAACAAAUUACAAAACAAUAUAGACAACUUUACAACACAUAUUAAAGAAAAGAAACAUUACAAAUUUCAACGAGAUUACAAAGAUUUUAAGGAAGGCACAAUAUUUAGGCAAACUAAGAGAUCAAACAUACGAGCUAAUAGAAAAAAUAGUUACUCUUCAGGCAAUACAGAAUGGACGGACUCAGAUUCUGGUCCAACACAAGGCAAGAAUCCAUCCUCUGGCUUGAAAACCCCCCAUUCUACAAGAAGGGGGAUAUUAAAAGAUCCAAACAAAACUGUAGCUUUCUUAGACACCCCUCCCCCAUCUACUACAGUAUCCUCGUCGGGCUCUACUUCUUUUUUAGACCAAGCCUGGCCCCUACCACAGAGGGGAAGGUUACGAGACCGGCAGAGAUGGGGUACAAACCCAACCGCAGCAACCCCAGGAAUUAGAUCAGUUGGAUAUUUCCAACAUGAAAAUGAUCAAUCUUUCAAAUUUCAAACUCCUUCCCGAUCACAUUACACUAUUGAAUAAAGGAUUAUCAUUCGUACCCACCCCGAGCGCAGACAAGUUUGAAUGGCUGAAGGAUAUUAACCUAUUUGGCCGUAAACUAGCCUUAUGCUCACUACAUAAAAAGAAAAAUAAUAAAGAAGCGAAGGAAUUAGGUCUUACCAAUGAAGAUUUUAUACAUUUUCAAACUCUGGUACAACUUCUUACUGAACAAGAAACUGCACCUCCACUUACCAGCUUUAAACCACUAAGUUGGUUUACCCCCAAUUUCAGAGACGAUAUUAACGUGGACCUGUUUGUAAAAAUGACUACCGAGACAAUCGAAUCCUUACCCACACCUAUAAUUCAACAAAAUAAUCUUUCAUUUGGUGAACAAAAAGCCUUCAAAGACCUAAGCAACAAUAAAAAUAUUGUCAUAAAACCAUCAGAUAAGGGUGGCAACAUUGUCAUAAUGGAAAGGGAGACAUAUGUGGAUAUGUGUCUCAUACAUUUAAAUAAUUCCUCUUGCUACAGGAAACUGGGGGAGGACCCCACUUCAUCCUAUUUCAAAUCUCUUCGAACCUUAUUAGAUGGUGCCACGACAAAAG
Pelobates cultripes (western spadefoot toad) is the source of this 1544-nucleotide messenger RNA. Lineage: Eukaryota; Metazoa; Chordata; Amphibia; Anura; Pelobatidae. The record is from the annotation of a GenBank genome assembly.